GCGUUCGCCUAUUUGAAUCUGUUGCGUCAAGUGACAUGACGAUAUGCACCGCUGGUAAAACCUAUACAUAAAAUUCACCUUGUUGUUACGAAGCAGAGAGAUGCGUGUUUGUAUAGAACAUGUACAAAAUGACUGGAAAAUCGUAACUAGGCAGAAGGAUCAACAGGUAAUGAUGCGUUAUGCGAGGAUUGGCCGCUAUAUUACAGUUUUCUGUACUACUUUCAUGCAAGUUGGUGUCUUGUCACACUGCACGAUGGCGGCUUUCGCCACGAGAAUCAUCGAGAUAGGAAAUGAAACAAAAAUUAUACGUCUGUUACCCUGCGGUUUCUAUAAAAAUUUAAUCCCAAUUGACGUUAGUCCAACAUAUGAAAUCAUACUUGCUUCGCAAUUUAUGUCUGGAUUUAUCGCAAAUUCAAGCGCAGUUGGCGCAGUUGGCAUGGCUGCUGUAUUUGCAGCCCACGCGUAUGGCCAACUGACUAUUCUCAUGAUGUGGAUCAAGGAAUUUGUGAAUCGAUCGAAGGAUCAUAAUACAAAUGUUGGACUGAAUGAAAUUGGCGAGAUCGUUGAACAUCAUCUCAGAGUUCUGAGUUUUAUAGCAGGUAUCGAAGAUGUGAUGAAUGAAAUAUGCUUCAUGGAACUGUUCAAGUGUACGAUGAACAUUUGCAUGAUUGGAUAUUAUAUCCUUAUGGAAUGGAGAGAUCAUGAUAUUCAGUAUAUGCCCGCAUAUUUAAUAAUACUUUUUUCUAUGACUUUUAACAUUUUUGUCAUAUGUUAUAUUGGUGAGACACUAAAAGAACAGUGCGAAAAAGUUGGAGAAAUGGCUUAUAUGACAAACUGGUACUACUUACCUUACAAGGACAUACUUAAUUUGAUCCAGAUAAUCUUAAGAUCCAGCAUGAUGAUUAAAAUCACUGCUGGUAAGCUAGUUAAUAUGUCCAUAUUCACCUUCGGUAAUGUAAUGAAAACUGCUUGCACAUAUUUCAACCUGUUGCGUCAAGUCACAUAACACAGUACAUUUUUGAUCUGUUGAUGC
This is a messenger RNA of Bombus pyrosoma, 1033 nucleotides long. Its product is annotated as odorant receptor 4-like. Lineage: Eukaryota; Metazoa; Arthropoda; Insecta; Hymenoptera; Apidae. Gene Ontology annotation, molecular function: olfactory receptor activity; odorant binding. Gene Ontology annotation, biological process: sensory perception of smell; detection of chemical stimulus involved in sensory perception of smell. Gene Ontology annotation, cellular component: plasma membrane. The record is from RefSeq and is a predicted model, not a curated record. The coding region runs from base 101 to 1006 and encodes 301 amino acids. The transcript is spliced from 6 exons.